Messenger RNA from Fomitiporia mediterranea MF3/22, 896 nucleotides. RefSeq lists its product as uncharacterized. Lineage: Eukaryota; Fungi; Basidiomycota; Agaricomycetes; Hymenochaetales; Hymenochaetaceae. The record is from RefSeq and is a predicted model, not a curated record. The transcript has 3 exons. Bases 1 to 819 code for a protein of 272 amino acids.
AUGUCACAGGAUGAUGCAGUCAUUCGCCCAUAUGAUCACGAUGCUGACAACAAGCUGGUCAGAUUCAUGGUUGCAAAGUCUACCAUGGAACCACUUGCUAUCGCAAACAGGAAAGCUAUCCUUCACCCGUUAACUAUAACUAUAUGGGUCGCUCUAUCGUCUGUAGCCGUGCAGUUGCUCGGUUGGUGGCCAGACGCCCAAUACGGUGUCUGGGGUUACCUACGUCCCUUACCUGCAUUCGCGGCACUCUUCCUACCGUUCAUUUUCUCCAUUGACUGGUACCAGCGUCCUCAAUUUGACGCAAACUCAGUAGAAACGUUGAAACGACCGGAUAUGAACGACAUCAAGGAAUACUACGGGCGCUCGCCAAGUUCUGGCCUGUGGAUAUAUGAGUACGGAAAUAACUUUGUAGGACUUAUCGCUGUCGACGCCUCGGUUGAUUCCCUUUCGGAAGAGACGUUGUCGUCGCCCUCGCAGAGAGUAGAACGACAAGGCAAGGGCAAAGAGCGUGGUAGUUCAGGUUCGAGCACAGGAGAUUCUACAAUAGCAGUAGUCCGUCACUUGUAUGUCGCGGAGCAGUAUCGUAUUGCUGACGCGCAGGACGACCUUAUUUCUUUUGCCCUGGAGCGCGUGUUCGGCACCUCGAGCUCUGUCGAGCGCAUCAGGAUCAUACCUUCGCCUCUUAUAACAUACCUCGGUCCUUCAUUGAGAAAGGCUGGCUUUGAAGUGAUCGGACAGGGAGACCAAAUUGGAGUUCUGAAAUGGUCAACAUUAAUCUUUGAGCUUACGAGAGGAAAAUGGGAGAACCCCGCCUCGUAAAGGACGUAGAUGUACAUUUGUUCCUUUUGAUUUUCGACGAGUUUUAUAUAGGGUACUAAUAGUAUUUUCGUAAAUUG